Molecule: messenger RNA, 984 nt
Organism: Musca domestica (house fly)
Lineage: Eukaryota; Metazoa; Arthropoda; Insecta; Diptera; Muscidae
Product: plectin-like
Exons: 2
Coding region: 55-906 (283 amino acids)
Source: RefSeq, a predicted model, not a curated record
UUUAAAUUAUUUUUUUUUUCAAUCUUCUUUUUUUCCUAAAUCAGAAACAUAAAUAUGAAAAUAAAUAUUUUGAUAUCUGUCUAUUUCGUAUACAUUCUCAAUCUGCAGAUUUCUCAGAUUGAUAGCUCGAACAUGAGAAAGAGAAAUAAGCAACGCAUAACAAGAAAUCCUUAUCCAGAUUUUGUAUUAGCUGCUCAGCGGCCACCCCUAAUGUCGGAAAAUCUUGAUGCUGAUGGUGAAAAUUCCUCAGAUGCCCAAUGCAAUGAGUCGGCCCUAAGCGGUGGUAAUCCUCGUCAAAAAUCCACCAACAUUGCCCAGAAGGCAGCUCAGGAAGCAAAAGCGGCCACCGAUGCCCAAGUGUCUGCCGGUCAAGCUGCUGCUCGACAAGUCAAAAUGCAGUUGGCCGACAAGGCACUGCAAGCUGCCAGGGCUGCAGAGGCAGCUUUGGCUGGUAAACAACAAAUUAUGGAACAACUGCAGCAGGAGGUGCGAGAAGCCGAGGCGGUGGUUCAGGAAGAAUCACUAUCUCUACAAAACUCCCAACAGAAUGUCCAAGCUGCAGUUAAGGCCGCAGAACAGGCCCAAGCUCAGUUGAGGACACUUAGUCAAGCUGUUGAAAUAGCCAAGUCCAAUAUUGGGAAUUCCGAACAAGCAGCCAAUGGAGCUCAAACGGAAUAUGCCGAGAAACAACAGUUGCUGGAAGCAGCAAAAAGUCGUGUCGAACAAUUGUUGCGCCAGUUGAGCAGUGCUCGAGCGGAUUUCUCAAGUACCAAACAGGCAGCCUAUAGAGCGGCCUGUGCGGCCCACGAUGCCAAAGUGAAUGCCCAACGUGAUCGACGUCAUCAAUUACAAAGGCGUUCAAAGGAAUAUCGUUUCAAGCAUCAGGCAGCUCGAGGGAACAAUUAAGUUCUAAGUUCUCUUCCAUGAAUUAUAUCGUUUAUUAUAUUUUAUUUAUUAAAUACUUUCUCUACUCUCAAAAUGCUA